This is a messenger RNA of Styela clava, 1929 nucleotides long. RefSeq lists its product as uncharacterized. The record is from RefSeq and is a predicted model, not a curated record. Lineage: Eukaryota; Metazoa; Chordata; Ascidiacea; Stolidobranchia; Styelidae.
GCAUUUCGUAGAAAGGCCGGGUAUGGAUUUUGUUUCCACGGUAACAAUGAAAAACGCGCCGAUCGUUAUGAAAUUUCCAUUUUUUUCACAAUUUAUCGCCGUUUUCUCGCCAACCAAGUCGAAAAUUAAAAUUCUAAAACGCUACCUUCAGCACAGCAAAAUACUCUUUCCAAUAAAUCGUAUUUGGUCUCGAUACCUCAUAAACUGGAGAAUCCUUAGGCAUUUUAGUGAACAUUUUUUUAUAUUUAUUUUAGCCACAUAUCAGUCACGCAAGUAUGUCAACGGAACGCGCAGCGUUUAAAUGAACUGGCAUUUUCAGUAGUGUCUCCUAUUACCUGUUAGUAAACUGAAAUGACGCGGGCCUCAAGCAAUGGCGGAGAUCCAACUGGGCGCCUAGCCGCCUACCGGCUCAUUCAUUAUUUUAAAACGUGGCGGUGGUGUUUUUCUGAAAUUUCACAUUUUUACAUUAGUAUUGGGAGCUUUGUACAAGAGAUCCAAUGUUCCCUUUUCUCUGCAGAAGUAGCCUUAUAGCUUAUGACUUUGUACAACAGCAUGACGAAGUGGCCGCACUUACUACUGCUGGUAGCUGUAUUGCAAGGGCUGGCUACGGGCCAUCGUUUCCCAACAGCGCGUAUCCGGAACCCGAUACAAGUCAUAUUGGAGGACAAUCAUUCCAGAAACUAUACCAUAACACUGGAUGGAUCCGUAUCAACAGGGGCGGACUCCUUCGAAUGGGAGGAACACAGGAGGCCGAGAUACGCAUCAGCAUCGAAGAUUGAAAACCGUCUUGAUGCCGUUACCAACGUUACCAUUGACGCACAGCAAGGAGUCUACCGGUUCAAACUAAGCGCAAAGUCCACUGGGAGGCGCAAGAGACCAAGAACAAGCACGGCGUCCUCAGUGGUUCAUGUUGAGUCGGCAUCAAGUGUCGGGAUGUACAUCCUUUCAUCGGACAUUGUGACGAGGCUAUUACAAAUGCAGUAUCAGUAUCUGGGAUUGAGUCAACAUUACAAGUCAGCUUUGCGAUACUAUCCGAAUGUUUCCGAAUACUUCCGAAAGUUAGCGAAGACGCGCGGAGCCAUGUUGGAUGAAGUUACAAAGUAUAUACUUGCUAAGCAGGUAACCGAGGAGUUAUUGCAGUCUUGUCCUACCGAUUUCGUGAGGAUUAUGAUGUCAGACGGUUUCAACAAAUCUAUUGUCUACAACAAUGACGUCACUGAGUUGAUGACGUCAGCGUUUGUUGUAGCCAGGACAUCAGAAGCGGAACUAGGAGGAAAAUUGGCUGAAAUAUCUCUAUACGCUGAGAAGAACAACGACUUCGAAUUAUCGGAGUUCGUGGCAGCUGACUUACUCCCUCGAGUGACGAAAACUUUGCACGAGCACACGAAUCAUCUUCGAACAACUUUGCGUGCGACUGAAGCAUCUCCACAGCGACAUCUCGCGGAAUUUCUUUUUGAUAAAUAUUUGUUUAUGUAAAAUUUGUUCAUCAAUGCUUUAAUGCAUUUUUGUGUUAAUUGAUAAAAGACAAAAUUCUUAUUUGGAACGUCCAAUGUCAAAUAAUUUUCUGUUAUAUUUCGUCAUCUUUAUUUUCUCAUUUUUAACAAUUUUCAUCAAAAAAAUCGAGUGUUAAAAAUGCCUCUUGCCGAAUUUAUUUAUUAGGCUUUGGGAAGUGCUUUUCAAAAGUCUAAUGUACAUGGCUAAUUUUAUUUUGGCAUUAUUCAACAUUUUUUUGAGAGGUCAUGAUUCAUAAAAAAGCAUUGAUAAUUGAUAUGGUAAUUUAUCACUUUUGCGGCAAACUGAACUGUUAAUUUUAUAUCCGAUCAGGUUGUAUAUUCAAAUGUAUAUCACGAAAAUUUGCAAUAUUUCUGUGUUUACAUGCGAUUCCGAGAAUUUCAUGUUUUGAGAAUAAAAAUAUUGAAUCCAAUUCAA